Molecule: messenger RNA, 2000 nt
Organism: Diatraea saccharalis (sugarcane borer)
Lineage: Eukaryota; Metazoa; Arthropoda; Insecta; Lepidoptera; Crambidae
Source: the annotation of a GenBank genome assembly
GACAACACCACCAAUAUUGCUGUCAUUCAAUAUUAUGACUUUUUGUUGUGUUUAUUUUCAAUAUUUUUUAUGCACGUUUCCUAAAUUUCGCCUCCGUUCCAUUCAGAAUGAAAUGCAAUGAAUUUGAAAAGAGUAAACCUCGCCACCACAUGAACAUACAGAAUUUGGAUAAAGCUUUACACGAUCUCGGGAUGCUUAGUGCUAUAACAGAAGCUAGACGCGAUUAUUUGCGUGAAUCAAAAGCUAGCCCGAUGAGGUAUAGCUCCCGGUACGUAUCGAACGUCACCGUCGGUUAUUGUAUGAGAAGAAUGACAAACAAAAACAGGUUGUGCCCUUACGUUCUACCAGUGAGGCACAGAACUAAGAGUGAGAAUUCUGACGCUGUAAUUAGUGAUGUGAAUGAUGGUGGAUGCGAUUUUAACGGAGUUGUGGAACCAUCUACGAGUGGACUUGGCACACACGACUGUGCGAAAAUUACUACAAAACGAUGUCAAUCACUCGAGAACCUUAACCUGUUAGUCGAUCCACAACCUGCUUCUGAGGUUUCCCCAGACAUGGACUGUAUGUCAACAAGAAUUCAAAAAUUACAGGUAGAUGAAUGACAGCAGUCCAUCUGGUGAUGCCAUAAUGUAUUUUAUGAUUGGGUAGUCGUAGUUAAUAUUCAUGGAUGUUUUUAAUGUGGAUGUAUCCGUGGAUAGAGGUCGUUCUGACUAACACAAUUACUACUUGUUUUCUUUUUUUAUUGCCACUUACAAGAACAUUAACUAGUAAUCUGCUCAUAGAAAUUUCUAAGCUCUAAAAACUAUCAGUUGGUAUUUUAGAAUCAAACAAUUAACCAAUUUGUAAAACAAUACCAAACUGUUUUUCCAAACAAUUUGUGUUGUGUAACUUUGAUAUCAUAUUCCUCUGUUUUGCAUCUAAUUCAGAGACCAAAUGAGAAUAACUAUACUCAUUUUUUCAUUUAGAUUCAAUCUGUGCCAUCAUAAAGAAUCUUCCUUAAAUAUAAAUACUCAAAUUAUUUAAAGAUUAAGUCACUUCCACAUAUGUAUGCGUUUAGGGAAAUUCUAUAUGAUAUUGAUAAGAUUGUCAGAAUGUCAUUUGUCAUGCAGGUUUCUUGGUAAUAUAAAGACAUCAAAAUUUGCUAAAUCGUAGUUCAAUGUUCCUAAUUAUGUUUACAUGUGUAGAACAUGCAAACAAGAUAUAAUAGGUAUUUCAAUGUUGUGUGAUCACCAGUGUCUGUUUUGCAAUUAAUAAAUAAUAUUAAUUGAUUUUGCAUGUGAGUACAGUUUGAAUAAGAAAUCUUUAUGCAGCUGUUACACUAUCUAAUAUGCAAAUUGCUCAAUAUGUUUAGAUUGGGUAAAAUAAUAUGCAUCAUAAUGUAAGGGAUAAUAAUUUUGUAUCCAAAUUUUAUUCAAUACUUGUAUGAGGUUGUUAACUUUUAGAAUUUUAUUGAUUUUGAUGGUUACCCUAACUGCAUAUGUACCACCUUAGUAUUUUAAGAAUGAUUUUAUUAUAAUUUUACCUAAGUCACAGAAAGCGCUGAUUAGGUCAAUUUGAGUGAAAAAUAUUUUUGCUGUGCAUAUAAAUUUUAUAGUAAAAUAGCAGAAGUGAUUUGUUUUACUAUUACAUUAUUGUAACUAUUUAACAGUAUUAGUAGACUAGUCUACAAAGUACAAAAUGAGAUAUAACACCAAUAUUUUACGUUUUUACAUGGGAAAGCCAUUUGUGUCAAGCACAUUAAUUAAUGUUUUAAUUCAAAUUGUGUUUUUUAUUUUUCAAUAUUUAUUUAUUUAUUUUCACACCAUGAUCUGACCAUAGUCCAUUACAAUAAGCUAAGUCAUAAGACUUAAAGGAUCUCAUUAUUCAUUUAAUUAACAUCGUGUAUGUACCUAACUCUUACAAAACCACUGGUUCAAUAUUGUGACUUAGCAAGAGAUACUUAUGUUUGUUAACAUAUUUUGUUAUUUUAUUUAAUAUUUGAAAUAAACAUUGCUUUAAAC